Diospyros lotus (date-plum) is the source of this 1306-nucleotide messenger RNA. RefSeq lists its product as uncharacterized. The record is from RefSeq and is a predicted model, not a curated record. The transcript is spliced from 4 exons. Lineage: Eukaryota; Viridiplantae; Streptophyta; Magnoliopsida; Ericales; Ebenaceae. Gene Ontology annotation, molecular function: electron-transferring-flavoprotein dehydrogenase activity; flavin adenine dinucleotide binding. Bases 53 to 1153 code for a protein of 366 amino acids. Gene Ontology annotation, cellular component: cytoplasm.
UUAGGGUCUGGAUUUCGUGAUCUCUUGUUUCAUUUAUAAGCUAUUUAUCGACAUGGAUUUGAUGGCGGAUUCAGGCGGCACCGGGAUGGAGAAGAAGAGGGUGGUGGUAGUCGGAGGAGGUGUCGCCGGCUCUCUUGCCGCCAGAAUCCUUCAAAGACAUGCCAAUGUCGUCCUUGUCGAUUCGAAGGAGUAUUUUGAGAUUCCCUGGGCAAACUUGAGAUCACGAGUUGAGCCGCUGUUCGCAGAAAAAUCAAUCUUUAACCACACAGAGUACCUUCCAAAUGCAGAAGUUAUUGUUUCUUCUGCAGCUAAUAUCACCGAAAGUGAAGUAUUGACUGCACAAGGCCAUCAUAUUGCGUAUGAUUAUCUUAUCAUCGCCACAGGUCAUGUUGAUCGUGGUCCUCAAUCUAAAAUGGAGAGGAUUAACGGUUACCUGGCAGAGCAUGAAAAGCUGAAGUCAUCUAAUUCAGUACUGAUAGCUGGAGGGGGUCCUACUGGUGUGGAACUUGCUGGGGAAAUUGCCGUUGAUUUUCCUGAGAAGAAGGUGACACUAGUUCACCGGGGGUCAAGGCUAUUGGAAUUUAUUGGGCCAAAAGCUGGCAAAAAAGCACUGGAGUGGUUGAGAUCAGAAAAAGUUAGCGUCAUCAUGGGCCAAUCCAUCAAUCUGACUUCUGUCUCGGAUGGUGUUUACCAAACAUCUGGAGGAGAAAGUAUUAGUGCUGAUUGCUUUUUUGAUUGCACGGGCAAAGAUAUGGGUUCCCUGUGGCUCAAGCAGACUAUUCUGAAGGAUAGUUUGGACAUUCAUGGAAGGUUAAUAGUUGAUGAGAAUAUGCGGGUGAAGGGUCACAAGAAUGUCUUUGGUAUUGGAGAUAUUACCGAUGUUCCUGAACUAAAACAAGGGCAUUCAGCACGAAGACACGCCAUGGUGGCUGCCAAGAACUUGAAGCUGCUGUUAUCAGGAGGAGCCGGGAGCGGGAUGGCUAUCUAUAGGCCAGCUCGACCAGUGGCAUUCGUUUCACUAGGGAGAAACCAAGCAGUGGCACAGAUUUUCUGCCUAGCAAUCAUGGGAAGCAUACCCGGGAUGAUUAAAUCCAAGGGCUUGUUUGUGAAGAAGACAAGGAAGCGACUUGGGCUCAAACCUGAUCCUGCAUAGGCUGGCGCCUAUAAACCAAAGGUGAUCAUAUUCAUAGAUGAGCUGCCUUAAAAAGUGAUUGUUACUAUCUCUCUGUUAGUGUUCUUCUAUUCUCAACCCACAAUACCCCUUCUAAAUGUAAUGAUCACCUUAAUUUGAGGCAAAGCCUUUAAA